This is a messenger RNA of Frieseomelitta varia, 797 nucleotides long. It is a transcript of the gene EMC4, whose product is annotated as ER membrane protein complex subunit 4. The transcript has 3 exons. Gene Ontology annotation, biological process: protein folding in endoplasmic reticulum. Gene Ontology annotation, cellular component: EMC complex. NCBI's taxonomy places the organism in Eukaryota, Metazoa, Arthropoda, Insecta, Hymenoptera, Apidae. The coding region runs from base 175 to 702 and encodes 175 amino acids. The record is from RefSeq and is a predicted model, not a curated record.
AAAUGAAUUUAAAUUUCACGAUCGAUUACAAUUGAUUUUUGAUGGACUUAACAUUAAGUUGAUGUCGUAUAUUGCGAUUGUGUGGUGUGUACAUAUCUACUGUACAUUUAUAUUAUUGUAGCAACUGCAGAGAAAUUAUUAUAAUAUAUAAUACAAGUGACAUAUGUAAUAAUAAUGACAGCAAUUAAGCAAAAUACGAAACGUUCCAAAUGGGCUUUGGAUUUCGCUCACAAAAAUAAGCAAGAAAAGAAUGUGGAUAUUGCUUCACCACCAGGUUAUACACCUGCUAUUGCUUUAUUUCAUGCUGUCGAUUCAAUUAGGGAAUCAGAUUCCAAUCAUUUGAUAAUUAAGAAAUCAUGGGAUUUAGCCCUAGGUCCUCUUAAACAAGUUCCAAUGAAUUUAUUUAUAAUGUACAUGGCUGGUAAUUCUAUAUCAAUAUUUCCUAUUAUGAUGGUUGGUAUGUUGAUAAUUAGACCAGUGAAAGCAUUAUUUACCCUUCAGCAAACAUUCAAAGUAAUAGAAGGAACUCAUGCCUUUGGACAGAAGUUUGUAUACUUUUUGGGACAAUUGGUAAAUAUUGCAUUAGCAUUAUAUAAAUGUCAAUCAAUGGGAUUACUCCCAACACAUGCAUCUGAUUGGUUAGCGUUUGUAGAACCACAAGCACGGUUAGAAUAUUCUAGUGGUGGAUUUAUAUAUGUAUGACAUACAAUAUAAUUACUUAAAAAUAUAAUAUGUAUAUUUAAUAAAAAUAUUCAUUGUAAGUUUAGAUACAUCUUACUUUAUGUAUAAAUUAUAAA